This is a messenger RNA of Poecilia reticulata (guppy), 1322 nucleotides long. Lineage: Eukaryota; Metazoa; Chordata; Actinopteri; Cyprinodontiformes; Poeciliidae. The record is from RefSeq and is a predicted model, not a curated record.
UCUUCUGAUUUUACUUUGAAAGUCUGUUACCGGAAGUGAUAGCGUGGUUUCAGGCUGAUGCUAGCAGGGUUAGAAGAUGUGUGAAAGCUUCAGGGCUUUACGCAGCGUCCUCAGGGCUCGGUACCGUUUGGGCUUCACAGCGCUCCUCCAGCGGAACCAGGCUCCAAAGUAUCCGGACAGCAGGCGGCGAAGCUCGGACACAAACUCAGGAGCUGCUCGGCCACUAGAGGGCGUCAGAGUGCUGGAUCUGACCAGGGUUCUGGCUGGUCCGUUUGCCACCAUGAUCCUGGGAGACCUGGGAGCCGAGGUGAUAAAGGUGGAGAGGCCAGGUGGAGGAGAUGACACCAGAACCUGGGGCCCGCCCUUUGUUGCCUCAGAGAGCGUCUAUUUCCUGAGCGUCAACCGGAACAAGAAGAGCAUCGCAGUGGACCUGAAGCACCGCAGAGGAGCAGAGGUCAUCCGGCAGCUUGCAGGUGUGUGUGACGUCCUGGUGGAGAACUUCCUGCCCGGGAAUCUUCCUCAGUUGGGUUUAGGAUACGCUGAGCUCAGCAGAAUCAACCCGGGCCUCGUCUACUGCUCCGUAUCAGGUUAUGGCCAGACGGGCCCUCAGGCCCGGAGUCCAGGCUACGACUCCAUCGCCUCGGCCGUGUCGGGGAUGAUGCACAUCACCGGGCCGGAGGACGGGGAGCCGGUGCGUCCCGGCGUCGCCAUGACUGACCUGGCCACGGGGCUGUACGCGCACGGAGCCGUCAUGGCCGCCCUGCUGCACAGACAGAAGACAGGAAGAGGAAGUCACAUCGACUGCAACCUGCUGUCUGCUCAGGUGUCCUGCCUCAGCCACAUCGCUGCCAACUACCUGAACGCUGGGAAGGAGGCCAAGCGCUGGGGGACGGCCCACGAGAGCAUCGUACCGUACCAGGGCUUCAGAACCAGAGACGGACACCUGGUUCUGGCUGCAGCCAACGACAGGCAGUUUGUCACGGUGUGCCAGGUUCUGGAGCUGCAGGAUCUCGCUGCCGACCCAAACUACAGAACCAACCAGCUGAGGGUCCAGAACCGGAAGCAGCUGCUGCAGAUUCUGUCCCAGAGGUUCAUGCAGCAGAACUCUGCUGAUUGGCUGAGGAGGUUCCAGGGCUCAGGUGUUCCGGUCGGACCAAUCAACAGCAUCCAGGAAGUGUUCUCCGAGCCGCAGGUCAGUGCUGGGAUGGGCGUGUCCAGAUGUUUCCGGCCUGGACGUCUGGUUCUGAUCGGGUUCUGAUCAGGCUGGCAGGUUCUCUAUGGGGAUAAACUGGACCAAAUGUUUGCUCAUAAAAUGUCUUUAA